Messenger RNA from Talaromyces proteolyticus, 2454 nucleotides. RefSeq lists its product as uncharacterized. The coding region runs from base 64 to 2088 and encodes 674 amino acids. Gene Ontology annotation, cellular component: nucleus. Gene Ontology annotation, biological process: regulation of DNA-templated transcription; DNA-templated transcription. Lineage: Eukaryota; Fungi; Ascomycota; Eurotiomycetes; Eurotiales; Trichocomaceae. The transcript has 7 exons. The record is from RefSeq and is a predicted model, not a curated record. Gene Ontology annotation, molecular function: DNA-binding transcription factor activity, RNA polymerase II-specific; zinc ion binding; DNA binding.
CCGAAAUAUCGAAUAAAAUUCACGCCGUCUAACGGCUUCCUGCAUACUAAUAAUCAGAUACUCAUGUACGCCCGCCCAGGUCGACCGAUCAAGGCAUGCGAAACAUGCAGGACUCAAAAGGCUCGCUGCUCAGGUGACAGGCCUAUUUGUACGCGAUGCUCACGUCUAAGGAGAAGCUGCAAUUACAACUCCGAGACUCUGGAGAUGCCAAAGACCUUGCAGCCGCAGCAAGUCCCAGAUCUAGCUAAUCCUUCUCUUCAACCACCAUACACAACUGCUCCCAGGGUUGGCCACUCUCAGAGUCGCCACGCCGGACAAGUUAGCAAUUUUGCUUACUGCCCUCCUUCAGUACACCUUACCUCUCCAGUAGAAGAACGAUAUCAUGGAAUCCCGUCAUCACUUUUAUUAGAUCUAGUUGAAGUAUACUACGCACACGUAGGCAAUGCUUCUCUUGUUCUACAUAAAAGAUCAUUUCUAGAACAACUAGAAGCUGGCAUAGCCUGCCCUCAUGUUGUUAUAAGCGUCUGCGCAGUGGCGUCGAAUUUCUACCGAGAUCGGGAUAAUAACGCUACUCUCAAAGAACAAGGCUUUAUGACAGAGUGGGCCGAGCGAGCAGGCAAACUCGUGUUUCAAGAAGUCGAGAACGUUAAUGAGGAUAACCUUGUGACCUUUUGGAACCUUUUCUUUUUCUGGCACAGCCAGGGUUCGUGGCGGAAAUCCUACAUAUACAGAGGAAAUGCUGCUCAGGUCGCACAUGUUUUAGGGCUCGGGAUCGAACGGCCAGGCAUGAUGGAUUCGGUCAAUUCAGAGUUACGUCGCCGUCGAUUUUGGGCCUGUUAUCUGAUGCACUGCUAUGCAUCUGAACCAUUCUCUCAACCUGAGCCUGGGGGUAACAUACGGAAGCUGAGUCUACCCUGGCGGGAGGAGGACUUUGAAAUCGGUGUUCUCACGCACCGUCGGGUAUGUUUGGAGUCUGAUCAAACCAACGGAGGCAUCUACUGCGAACUUGUCCAUGCCUGGACGCUUUGGUCCUCUGUCAGUAGCUUGAUUAGAGGUCUAGAAUCUAAUGCUGGUGAAAUUGCUGCCAUCCAUAUACUCGAUGAUCGAAUAUCAGAUUGGUGGAAGAAACUUCCUCCCUGCUUACAAUUAAUACCGUCAAGAAUAUCUGAGGUGCCACAUGAAAUCCUUCCGAAUCUCCUACACCUCCAUAUCAUUUACCAUCAAUGUCUCUGCGCUUUACAUUCCUCAAUAGUUCCUCUAUUUAGCUGGAGUGGGGGGAAUGAUAACCGUUCUUCGGCCCGGCAACUAUCAGCGCAAAUAGCUUUUGAAAAUGCGUGCGCGGCUUCUGCCCUAAUUCACGCAGCUCUUUCUGAGUUCCCCAAACCUGGUAGAAUACCGAGUUUUGUUGCAUACGCCGCCUAUUGUGGAUGUGCAAUCCAGAUCCCAUUCAUAUGGUGCUCUAACCCAACGGUACGAGCAAGAGCUCGCGCCAAUGUCAGAGCGAACGUUAAGAUGAUACACAUAUUAGCGGAGUAUUGGAAGUUUUGCUCCCUAUUAGAAGUUCGCGUUCACUGUCUUCUCAGAGUCUAUAAAAGGAAUCAAAUACUUAUCGAGGAUGAGCCUAGAUACAUGGACCCAAACAAACUAGCUCACUUCAAGAUCAAUGCUCCUCGAGCCCGGGAGUCUAUUCUUGGGCAUAUCCAGACCCUAUGGACCAUCGGAGAUGGGUAUGCAAAGCCGGGUGAUGAGAAUACUGACCUAGGGAUUGAAGAAGAGUGCGAACCUCAAGCUGUGGGGCCAGACUUGAACAAUCGGGCAGGCUCCACUACGGGCCAUCCACAAACUCAGGAUGACUCGUCCCCUCCAUUACCACCACUUCCCCUACCCUUAACCGGGGAACAGUUCCGACAAUUUUCGCCGACAGUACUUCCAGCCGAUUGUCACAACGAAGCCCUGGAUUUAUCUAUCUCCAACCCAUGGUUUGACCCAGUGAUGCUUGAUAUGUUUCACAACAAUGGAGACUUUCCCCUUUUGGGAGGCGACGUUAGAGAGACACUGGAUUCGUACUUGUUGGAAGGGGGAUUGUGAAUAUAAUGGGUGGAUUGUCAGUGAAGAAUACUCCGGAUUUAUUCAUGUGCAUAUACAGUCGACAUUCGACGCUGCUUUACCACUGUAGCUCAUCCCAUUCACACAUGUCUUUAACGGACUGACGACAUGCAGCUAAUAAGGAACUUCCAAAGUUGACAAACCUUAACCCGGUCCUAUUAUCGAAUAGCCUCGGCAUAUCCGACCAUUCCAAUCUAAGAUGGAAUUUCCUCCAUCUCCCUUUGCAUUACGAUAUUUGGGUCAGUAGGCUAUGAGCCACUAUCCAUGGAUAUAAAUACUGUUCACGAAGCUACACUUCAAUACCUUGCCAAGCUGAUAUCUCGUCAUGUUCAGUUUCUACUUUGCAAA